AUGUCUGAAGAAGAUUCUACUCAAAAAAUUUCUAUCGUGAAACCUAAACACCCAAAGUAUACCGAAAUGGUAGAAGAAGCAGUCAAAUUUUUAAACGAGAAGGGAGGCUCUUCUCGACAAGCCAUAACCAAGUAUAUCAAAGCAAAGUAUCUGGUCGGUGAGACCGCUAACAAUCAGAUUAAACUUGCGCUGGUCAAAAAUGUCGGCAAGGGACGCCUCGUGCAGACGAAAGGAGUUGGAGCUUCGGGCUCAUUCAAAAUUUCAAAGGAAGUGAAAGAAGAGGAGAAGAAAGAGGAGAAGAGGCGACUGAAGCAAGAAAGAAAAGAUUUGAAAGAUAAGGAGAACAAUGAAAGGGAUAUCAACAACAAGAAGACGACGAGCAAAGUUAAGAAAACCAGUAAGAAAAAACCGAAGAAUGUUGACGGCGAAGACAAAGAGAACGAAGAGAAAGAACGACCAAAGAAAAAGUCCUCAAAUAAAAACAAAGAAAGUACAAGUAAAAAGAAACGUGAGGGUUCUAGAGACCCUGCAGUGGAAAGGAAGUCAAAACCUAAAGCUAAAAAGUCCACAGUCAAAGAAGGCAGCGAAGGAGCCACGAAGGCAAAGAAGGUUAAGAAAGCCACAGCAAAGCCAAGUGCGAGUAAGAAAUCUUCUAUCGGAAAAAAAGAGAGCGAAAAAGGGAAAGACAAACAAAAAGUUCCGAAGUCUAAGAACACCUCGAAAGCGAAACCCAAGACCAAAAAAUAA
This is a messenger RNA of Stylophora pistillata, 747 nucleotides long. RefSeq lists its product as uncharacterized. Gene Ontology annotation, biological process: nucleosome assembly. The record is from RefSeq and is a predicted model, not a curated record. Gene Ontology annotation, cellular component: nucleosome. Lineage: Eukaryota; Metazoa; Cnidaria; Anthozoa; Scleractinia; Pocilloporidae. Gene Ontology annotation, molecular function: structural constituent of chromatin; DNA binding.